This is a messenger RNA of Moneuplotes crassus, 859 nucleotides long. The record is from the annotation of a GenBank genome assembly. NCBI's taxonomy places the organism in Eukaryota, Ciliophora, Spirotrichea, Euplotida, Euplotidae.
AUACGAAAUAAUGGAAGCUCCAAAUUAUAUGAAUUCACAGUAUCCUUACUAUUCCCAGACAACUAUCUCUCCCCAAGUUGGCUACUCAGAUUGAAAAACAGGAACAGAUACCAGAAACUACUUCAACAAAAGCUCAACUUUGAAUCAGAUAAGUAUGGCUGCUCAUAAGGACCAAUUACAAAAAGAAAUUAAGAAUUUGAUUGGUGCAUACUGAGCUUGAUCUCCAGAGAUUCAAAAAAUGCUCAAUAUUCCAGAUUCUCAUUGCCAAGAAGCCUCAGUACAAAAAGUACAAGAUAAUAUUGGAAUGAGUAUCUCAUCCAAUUAUGAAGAAGAGAAAUACUUAACCAGAGAUGCUAGUGUGUUAAAUGAUUCAUGGAAAACUAGAAACAUCAUCCAAAAUGAAACCUCACAAACCAACGUCGAAAACCUCCAAGCCCUUGAAGGCUACCCCUACUCCUCCGCAGUGCAGACCAACUCCAAGAACGGUAAAAUGAUCAUGGUCUACAAGUGCGAGUUCAACGAGUGCCACAAAACAUUCAUGAGGACCUGGAACCUGCUUGACCACAUCAGGAUGCAUUACGGAAUCAGACCCUAUGUGUGCAAGUUCUGUGGCAAAGGCUUUACUCAGAAAGGCAACAUGCGCAAGCACCUGAUCCAACAUGAGAAGCCUCAUCUGAGCAUCCGCAAGAAGUUUAAGUGCGAGUUCUGCAGCAGCAGCUUCACCGAAAGGUACAACUACAGAACUCAUGUGGAGAAGAAGCAUGGAAUCAGUCCAUUAAUUCCACAUUUCAAUGGGAGCAUUCAGAAUAACAUGCACUACAGCUCUUAAUUCUAAUUGCUGAUAAAAGUCAUUUUCAAA